This is a messenger RNA of Cygnus olor (mute swan), 6612 nucleotides long. It is a transcript of the gene COG1, whose product is annotated as component of oligomeric golgi complex 1. The record is from RefSeq and is a predicted model, not a curated record. The transcript has 14 exons. NCBI's taxonomy places the organism in Eukaryota, Metazoa, Chordata, Aves, Anseriformes, Anatidae. Gene Ontology annotation, cellular component: COG complex; Golgi apparatus. Gene Ontology annotation, biological process: intra-Golgi vesicle-mediated transport. The coding region runs from base 35 to 2803 and encodes 922 amino acids.
CACUGCCGCCGGGAGGCGGGGAGGGCGGACGGCGAUGGCGGCCACGGCGGCGCGGGCGGCGGAGGCCGAGGCGCUGUUCGAGGCCCACACGGCGGCGGAGCUGCGGGCGGCGGAGCGGCGGCUGCGGGCCGGCAUCGAGCAGAAGCGGGAGGAGCUGCGGCAGAUGGUGGGCGAGCGCUACCGCGACCUGAUCGAGGCGGCCGACACCAUCGCCGAGAUGCGGCUGAGCGCCGAGCGCCUGCUGGGAGCCGUCAGGGGGCUGCAGCGGGGCGGCGCGGCACGGCCCGGCCCUGCUCCGCCGGCUCCACCGCGGGCGCCAGAGAAGCUGUACCGAGCUGCGGCGCAGCUGAAGCUGCUGCUGGACAUCCCCGAGCAGGCGUGGGGCGCCAUGGAGGCCGGCCGCUACCUGCCCGCCGCCCGCCUCUACCUGCUGUGCCGCCACCUCCACGGCCUGCUGCAGCUCGACGCCCCCCGCGCCCGCUACAGCCCCGUCCUCGCCCGCUUCCCCAUCCUGCUGCGGCAGGUGGCCGCCGCCAGCCACUUCAGAUCCACCAUCCUGCAGGAGAGCAAGUCCCUGCUCAAGUGUCAGACCGUGUCGGACCAGGCGGUGGCAGAAGCCUUGUGUGCCAUCAUGCUCCUGGAGGACAGCUCUCCGCGCCAGGCCCUCGCAGACUUCCUCCUGGCCAGGAAGCUGGCGAUCCAGCAGCUCCUCAACCAGCCGCACCACGGUGCAGGAAUAAAAGCUCAGGUGUGUUCACUGAUGGAGCUGCUAACCACCACUCUGUACCAGGCUUAUGCACUCUUCUACAUGAUGCCAGAAGGGAUGCCACCAGAUCCAGCCCUGCCCUGCGGCUUGCUCUUCUCCACCCUGGAGAGCACCACGGGCCAGCACCCAGCAGGGAAAGGUGGGGUCCUAGAGGACGAGGUGAAGCUGAGCAGCUGGUUCAGGUACCUCCCAGAGUCUGUGGUGGAGUUCCAGCCAACCCUGCGGACCCUGGCCCACCCUAUCAGCCAGGACUACCUCAGAGACACGCUGCAGAAGUGGAUUGCCAUGUGCAGUGAUGAUAUCAGGGCUGGGGUCAGCAACCUGCUGGUCUACGUGAAGAGCUUGAAAGGCCUCGCGGGGAUCCGCGAUGCGGUCUGGGAGCUGCUCACGAGCGAGUCCGUAAGCCAGAACUGGGACGUGGUGUGCCGUCGCCUUUUGGACAAGCCUGCGUCCUUUUGGGAGGACCUGCUGCGGCAGCUCUUCCUGGACAGGCUGGAGACGCUGACCAAAGAGGGCUUUGAAUCCAUCUCAAGCAGCUCCAAACAGCUUCUCGUCUUAGCCCUGCAGGAACUCGAAGUCAAAUCCACCGCCUCUGCCCUGAGCAAGCACGUCCAGUUUGAGCACAACGUGGCCUUGUUCCUGUGGUCGGAGAGCUCCAGCGAUCUGCCUGCGGACGCCGCCUGGGUCAACGUGGCAAACCGCAGCCAGUUUGCCAAGAGCGGGCUGUCCAUGAAGGCCCAGGCGCUCACCCCGUGCGUGCAGAGCUUCUGCUCGGCUCUGGACUCGAAGCUGAAAGCCAGAUUGGACGACCUCCUCUCUUACCUUCCCGCGGAGCCCUCGGCCACCAAGGAGGCUGCUCCCGCCUCGCAGCCUCGCUCAGCCUUUGACCGCUACGCUGACACCGGCCUGGUGGAGGGCUUGCUGCGCGACCGCUGCGUCGCCUGCAUCCACCACGUACUGGGCUGCGUGCGAGAAGAGCUCCAGAGCGCCCAGAGCCUGCUGGAGGGACAGGCAGGUGCCCCCAGCGAUAGCAGGCUCAAUGCUGUCCUCUUCAUGGCCAGGCUCUGCCAGUCCCUGAGCGAGCUUUGCCCUCACCUCAAGCAAUGUAUCCUGGGCCAGUCGGGCGGCGCAGAGACGGCGCUGAAGGAAACCCGCUCCGCCAAGAAGCUGGGGAAGGGGAAAGCCCAAGAAGUGAAUCCAGUGCAGGCCAAGUGGCAGGAGGUGAAGGCAGAACUCCUGCAGCAGAGCCUGGUUGCUUACCAGAUCUGGAGCUCCGCUGUCACCAAAGCCCUGGUUCAGUGCUUUACCCACACGUUGCUGCUAGAUACAGCUGGCUCAGUCUUGGCUACAGCCACCAACUGGGAUGAGAUUGAAAUUCAGGAGGAGACUGAGUCUGGAAACAGUGUAACGUCAAAGAUCCGGCUGCCUAUGCAGCCGUCCUGGUACGUCCAGGGCCUCCUCUUCAGCCUGUGCCAAGAGGUGAACAGGGUCGGGGGCCACACUCUGCCGAAAGUCACCUUGCAGGAGCUGCUGAAGACCUGCAUGGCAGAAGUGCUUGCUGCUUAUGAAAAGCUCGUGGAGGAGAAGCAGGAAAAGAAAGCAGGCUCCUUCCCCAUGACCCAGAACAGAGCUCUGCAGUUGCUCUACGAUCUGCGGUACCUGAAUAUCAUCUUGACAGCGAAGAGUGAGGAAGCAAAGACCAGCAGGGUCAAGCAUGACUCCAGGAUUGAGAAGGUGACCGACUUCCUGGAGGGGCACAUCGACCCGUUUGACUUGGACGUUUUUACUCCGCACUUAAACGGCAACCUUAAUCGCCUGGUCCAGCGAACAUCUGUUCUCUUCGGCUUGCUGACCGGGACAGAGAACCAGUACACGAGCAGAAGCAGCGCUCUCAGCUCCCAGGAGCUCCACAAUAUCUUGCCCUUAGCAUCCAGCCAGAUCAGAUUUGGACUUCUGCCGCUGAGUAUGUCAAGCUCACGAAAGGCCAAGUCUGGUACCAGGAACACAGAAAGAGUUCAGUGCGAUGCUGACCUUUAAUUCCUGACGAAGCCUGGCUUGGGUAUUUAAGCCUGUGUGAACGGAGUGGCUUGCUUCUCUUGCAAAGGCUCUGCAUUGUUUUGCUUCUGAGUUUUAUUAGUAGACAACCACGAUGUUGCUACGUUUCCUCCAGUUUAAAGCAUUUGCUUAGCUGGACCUCCCUGUGCUGAGGAUUGAGAGCCAAGGAAUACCUCACUGCUACAGGAAGCAGGAAUUGGUGACUUUUCCUUUAGCCACAAACAAUCCAAUAAUCCAUCAACGAUAACGUGCCUUCAACUGGGAUGGAAGAGUAAAGACGUUUUUAUCAGAGCAGAGUGUUACUUGAAAUGCUAGCCUUUACUCUGCAACACUCAUUCUCCAUUAUUCAGAAGAAUUAAGAACCAGACAUAGUAGCAGAGUUGUUUAAAAGCCCAAAGCUUCACAGUAAGGGUAUUCUUUACCUCUUACACCUCAGCUGUAGUAGCGUGCAGAGUGCGCAGUGAUGUUUGUCUCGCUUCUACCACUCCCCUGCUGUGGCAGCAGCAUUGGCUGUGGUGGCACAUGUAUAUUUGCAUUAGCCCCACUUCACAGAAUUGCUUGUUCCUUUUAUGAUAAAGCAGAGGUUGAAGUCCAGUUACUCAAGAACAACUCUGCACACGCAACAGCUGUACUUUUAUCAUUAUUACCCCCUUGCUCUAAGAGCAGCAGCCCUCUCUUUGCUGCACAGAAUGAUUAUCUUGGAGCACUGGAUGACAUCUGAAAAGUUAACUUGCUAACAGCAGCAAAAAGCUGUGCAUCUGCCACUCAGACCUGCCUCUGCUUGUCACUAACCACCAGGAGAGGAAACAGUUACGUUGUGGUUCAGGCUCAAGUUGUCUGGGAACAGUUGUUCAGCUGUAGUCUGCGCCUCCUUGCAGCUACGAUAGAUGAGGGUAGGGAAUAAGUCGAAGGUGUGCUGUAAUAGUUUCUGACUCUUGUUUUUAAAACAAACAGGUUCCGCCUCCUGCACUCACAAGAGCAGAAGAGGAGGCAUCGCGCCCUGGCUCUUUGUUCAGGCAGCUUGUAACCGAGGAGGAAGACACGGCUGCGCCUUCUCUCUUCAAGCUGGGAUGGCUUUCUGGCAUGACCAAGUGAUUCAAUAAAGAAAUCAGAAGUUUGUCUAUAUAUUUGUCUUCACUGAGAAGGCUCUGCCCUCAGCAGGGGCUGGUGACACCUCCGCUGGUGCUGCCAGAAGAGAAGUACUUUGCCAUUCUUAGCCAGAUGAUAGCAAUGCCGCGUGAACCAGGCACAGGUCAGGAAAGUCCUUGUACUUUGCAUGCUGAAACGGUGCUCUAGCUGCUCCUGCACUUUCUAUUCCUUAGGAGUUAAAGUCAAAUUAAAGAAAUAAAACUACACAGUAUAACAAAACAAACAAACAAACAAACAUUUCACAGCUAGAAAUUGGUAUCAAAGCAAUGUAAGUUUGCUCUUUCCUCCAAAAGCUCCUCCCCAGGCUAUUCUCAGCAGAUACCUCUCUACAAACCCAGCAGGCACCUGGUAUUUUGGCUACAGCUGCCUAAGCUUUCCUGGUUCUAGUUUCACAAUUUCUUUUCAAUACUGCAACAGUGAAGAUUAAGCAAAACAGAGCUCAUCAUGCACCGAACCGGGCUGAGAGCUUACAGCUGGAUCAGUCUUAACGGAUUCCAGUGACAGCACCUAUUACUGUUCUGUUACUUCUAAAUGCUCAAAAAAUAUUUUGCCAAAUAUUUUUUUUUACUAGUUUAUUGAAAUUAAAAAAAGACUUAUAAAACUGAAGAUGAAUGUUCGAAAGAAUUUUACAUAAAGCAACAAACUGCUAACAAACAGAUUAGGCAGUCAAUGGAAUUGGACAUUAUGCAAUCCUAUAACACAGAUGUGGAUUCCUCGGUCUCCUCUGGACAUGUACUUUAUAACCACCCCAAAAAGAAUCCUAUAAAAAUUGCUUCAAAGCCCCUUUUGCAUUGCAAUAGUGCAGCAAACCACAAGUAAACAAUUUCCUGUUAACCUGUUAUUUCAAAUAUAGACUGAAAAGGCAACAGGCAUUUUGUGCAAUUCCAUUUUAACAAACUUGAAGUUGAAAUAUCAAAUCUACACAGUGCUGUCCCUUCACAGAAGGCAAGGAACUGCUGGUUCAUCAUGUAGGAGGGCGUCCCCGACUCUGUAAGCUGUGAAAGUGUGCCUCCUUCAGGAUCUGGUUGAUGUGGAAGUAAGGACCUUGACUUAGUGCAGACUGCUCAUGGAAGGACUGAGAGGAGACAGGACUGGAUCCUGCAAUUGUCGGGUUUAGGCUGGUUUCUGGACCGCUUGCUCUGUCAGGGCUGUUGAUGCUACUGCUACUACAGCUGCUGCUGCUGCUGCUGCCGCUAUCGCUGCUGGAGGACUGAGACAAAGAGAACAUUAACAGCAAAACAACAUUUUUCUCUCCUGUCCACGACGAAAUACCUUAGUCAAGCAAACACUCUUUGCAGUAAGCCCCUCCCUUCCAGAUUUCCAGGCUUGUAUUCAGCCCGAUGGACAAAAGAAAACCCACCAAGUGCUUUCUUGGCAUUCAGAGCUGCGGUUAUUGCCCACGCACGGAAAGCGUCCCAGAGCUGAAGGGAUGAGCGAGCUUUCACCCGGAGGUUCGCUGACCUCCAGCACGCUGGAUUGCAAACUUUCCGUUUCAGGCCCAUCAGCUCUGCCCCCAUGACCCACAUUUUAGCACUAGUGAAGUUUGCCAAACUCAUCCGAGAACUGGAAAAUAAAGAAUAUUCCUACUGAGCCACGCGGGUCAGUAAAGGCAGGCAGGGCGUGAGGAAAAAAGCUGUACCACCUUCACAUCUGUCACUUCUGGUUUAGCAGACGUUUUAGGUAAGCACCAUGCAAAGCAUUUUUCUACAGGUCAGUUUUUCUAAGAAGUGAUCUGAAGCAUCCAAAGCAACAGGCUGUUAAGAACAUAUGCAACACGAUUCCCAUUUUAGGUCUUUGAACACCUCCACAUGCAUACAUACUCUUCUCCCAGUUAAGUACUGGGACUGCAAUGUCAGCCGUUAGCUUUCCGUGACAAUUUACUUGACACAACAGUGGAAAAAUGACAGCCAUUAAAUACUUCCACACAGCGAGAAGAGAACUUUAGCUGCCAUAGAGGACAGGCCUCAUUUGUUAGCAUUAGGAUAAGCACGCUUUAUGGUAAUGACUGAAGAGCAUUAGCCGUCAUUUUCAGUGUUUCAAAGACAUAAAACUGUUUUACACCAUUUUAAGGGCUGAUAAUGAAAGGUUUCUGUUAGUUACAGCUGAAAUAUUUUAAUACUGUGCGAUAGGCUGCUCGGGGAAAAAAAUGCAAAGAUUUAGGUGCUCAGGAGUCAGAGAAUGACUACUUUGCCAUCCCGUAAGACGUAAAUUCAAACAAGCAGCCAGCAUCAGUGACAGCAGCUAGAAAAGCCCACUUUUCAAAGUAGGGAGUUAAAACCACAGAAGCCAAAGCUUGGUGGCCACAGCAGAGGAAGACAAAUUUAAAGAAGUCAACAGCAAUUUAACAGUCAGCACCACAUCCAGGAGGCCUCGCUUUGGAGGAGAUGUAAAGAACGGUGCAAGCUGCACCUGAGCAAGGCCCAGGAAGCCACUGUACGAAUGUUUGAAGCAGACCACAACGCCACCUGGAAGCCCCGUGGCACUGACGCCACAACCGGUCGUUACAACUCAACCACGUUGAGUUUGUUUUGCUAAGCACCAAAAAUGCUUCGGUUCUGGUGCAGUACAGCAAGCGAGGCGUCAGCACCGAGGCUGCACCCGUGCUGGCGUGUUAGGUUCUAGCAAGGAGAAAACAACAACAA